GUUCCCAUCACAUCGUUCAACUCGCGACUGGGUCGCAGCAAAUUUCCCAAUCCCGUAACUCGUGAAAGAAAAAAGUGAAAAUCCCCGUGCCGAAACAAUUCCACGGUUCCGGAACGCUCACCGGAGGAACGUGACCACCGAAGGGGGUGGGGUGCAAGUGCUCCAGAUUGACGUACGUAAAUAUUGGUUACAUAACCGCGGUGCGGCGCGCGGCUUCGACUUCGAGGGGCAUGAUUCGCCGGGGCAAAUAGAAGGCAGAAAAAAAAGUCUUGUGUUGAAGGAAGGACGGAACAUCGUGCGAACGAAAUUCAUGUUUUUUGGAAGUUGCUGAUAAAACACCGUCUUUUCACGAGAUCACGGCGAAUUUUGCACUUACAAGAGUGUGGUAUAGAUAAAGUCAACGCUGAUAAGAGAGAUGAGCACGGGCAGUACGGGUUUGCCAAAGUGGCAGCUGGCCAUUCUGAUUGGGGCGCCGGUCGCGCUCGGAAUCGGUUAUUUGUACUGGCGCAAGUCGGCGGAACCGGAGGGCGAGGGCGGCGACAAGCUGACCAAGAAGAAGCUCGGCGAAAUUAAGGACAAGACCAUCUCGCUGGACGGGGAGGAUCGGUCCCGCUCGCAGGAUGUUCCGGCCAAGCGGAAGGCGCUUACGCCGUUGGAGGAGGCCCAAAAGCACAAGAAUGAGGGAAAUACGCAUUUUAGAGAAGGCAAAUACGACGAAGCCAUCAAGGCGUACGACCUGGCCAUCGAGCGAUGUCCGACGACGGAAAUAAACGACUUGUCCACGUUUUACCAGAACCGAGCCGCCGCGUACGAGCACCUCCAAAAGUGGUCCGCGGUCGUUGACGAUUGCACCAAAGCGCUAGAUUGUAACCCGAAAUACCUGAAAGCCCUGAAACGCCGCGCCAAGGCGUACGAACAGCAGAAAGAGCUGGCCAAAUCGCUGGAGGACACGACCGCAGCGUGCAUCCUCGAGGGAUUCCAAAACAAGCACACGCUGAUCAUCGCCGAUCGCGUCCUCAAGGAACUUGGCCAGCAGCACGCGACGGAAGCGAUGAAGGAAAAGACCGACCUCAAACCAUCCAAAUUCUUCGUCAAGAACUACUUUGCCUCGUUUGCGGACGAUCCAAUCCGGAAGUUGGUAAUCGCAAGCACCGAACCUAAAGGCUUCGUCAAGGCCAAACUGCUGCUGGACCAGGGCAUUUACGACGGAAUUGUGGCCGCGUGUACGGAAGAAAUCGAAUCGAGCGAAGCGGAUGCCGAGUACAAGGUUGAAGCCAUCCUGCUUAGGGCGACCUUCUACCUCCUGACCGCACGUUACCCCGAAGCAACCGUCGAUCUGGACUCCGUCAUCGGAAUGGAACUGGCCGACAAAAAACUCCGAGCAAACGCCCUCAUCAAGCGAGCCUCGCUGGCCAUGCAAACCGUGCCCAACAUCCCCGAGGAAUGCUUCAAAUAUUUCGCCCAAGCAGAACAAGUUGAUCCGGACAACAGCGACAUCUACCACCACCGCGGCCAGGUCUACAUCCUAAUCGAACGACUCUCCGAGGCCAUCAAUGACUUCGAAAAGGCAUCCGCCCUCUGUCCCGACUCGGGCAUCAUCGAAAUUCACCGAUGCUACGCCAGCUAUCGACAGGCCCUCAUCAACAAGGACGAAGGCGCCCUCAUGAAGGUGAUGCGGGCCUUCCGCGAGGCGAUCGACCGCUUCCCGGACUGCGUCGAAUGCUACAGCCUCAUGGCGCAAGUACUCUCCGACCAGCAGGAGUACCACGAAGCGGACAACUUUUUCGAAAAAGCCACCAAAAUCGAACCGGAAAACGCCCAAAUCCUCGUCCACAAAGCCCUCCUCCAGCUCCAGUGGAAGGGAGACGUCGAGUCGGCCGUGCAACUUAUCGAGAAAGCCAUCGCCAUCGACGACAAGUGCGAAUUUGCGUACGAAACGCUCGGCACGAUCCAGGUCCAGCGCGGCAAGCUGCAGGAAGCGAUCAAACUGUUCGAGAGCGCCAUCCAGCUCGCCAAAACCGAAAUGGAACUGGUCCAUUUGUACUCGCUCAAGGAUGCCGCAAUCGCCCAGGUCAACGUGACCAAGUCGAUGGGACUGGACAUUCGGAGUAUCGCCGAAAUGACGUCGAUGCCGCAGUUCUAAACCACGCGACGCCACCCAGAGAAUGCUUUUACCCUCAGUUGUUCCGUGCUUCAUUUCAAAAUUCCACGUGCAUCACCCCCUCGUUCCACGAACGCGAACCAAUAACAGUUUAGAAACACACACACAAACUCGUUUGCGCGCGAGAAUUGUGGCAAAUUAUGGUACUUUAUAUAAAUUUUAGGUUUUCAAACAACAACAACAAACAAUACACACAUUCAGCGAAAAUGCAAAGAUUGUAUUGUAAUUAAGGUAACUAAAUAUUAAAUUGUAAGAGUUAUGUUACACUGCUGUAAAACGA
Molecule: messenger RNA, 2441 nt
Organism: Culex pipiens pallens (northern house mosquito)
Lineage: Eukaryota; Metazoa; Arthropoda; Insecta; Diptera; Culicidae
Gene: Tom70
Product: mitochondrial import receptor subunit TOM70
Exons: 4
Coding region: 416-2143 (575 amino acids)
Molecular function (GO): protein binding
Source: RefSeq, a predicted model, not a curated record